AUGUCAGUAGCAACUACUUGGGAUAGAAACAGAAUAUUGUUUGAUCUAAUAUUAGAUAUAUCAUUAUUGUUUCAAGGCAUAAUUAUUUGGAGAGAAACUAAAUCUCCUAUGAUUCGAAAGAGAUUAAUCAUUUUUGAGGAAUUAAUAAAAGAGAAAUUAGAGAACUUAGGCUAG
Funneliformis geosporum is the source of this 174-nucleotide messenger RNA. Lineage: Eukaryota; Fungi; Glomeromycota; Glomeromycetes; Glomerales; Glomeraceae. The record is from the annotation of a GenBank genome assembly.